Tachysurus vachellii is the source of this 3488-nucleotide messenger RNA. RefSeq names its product adhesion G protein-coupled receptor E3-like. Gene Ontology annotation, molecular function: G protein-coupled receptor activity. Gene Ontology annotation, biological process: adenylate cyclase-activating G protein-coupled receptor signaling pathway; cell surface receptor signaling pathway. Gene Ontology annotation, cellular component: membrane. The transcript has 19 exons. NCBI's taxonomy places the organism in Eukaryota, Metazoa, Chordata, Actinopteri, Siluriformes, Bagridae. The coding region runs from base 847 to 3240 and encodes 797 amino acids. The record is from RefSeq and is a predicted model, not a curated record.
UUAACUAUUUUAAUUAAAUUAAUCUUUGAGAUUGUGUUUUAUUUUAGCAUUAAUUAAUUUUAGCAUUAAACAAAGCAAUAAGAAGAAUAAAUAGUACAUAGGUCACUAAAAUGAGUUUCCACGUUUUGCAUAAUUGAUGUAUUCUUAUUUUGUUAUAUUUAGGUUAAUGUAAUGGAUGCAGUGAGAAGACUGCAGAAUAUUCAGUACAUCACACCUCAGAAUGAUGUAGAAAACUAUUUAAAGCAGAUCAUGAAUAUUGCGGCUUGUGUGAUGCAACAUGCUCCCGACCCAAAUGAGCUAGCACUGUUUGGAAUGGAAAUAUUGAACACAAACGAGGAAUUGGUGUCUACACUGAUGAAGAAUUCAUUUCAGAACUUCAAGACCAUCAGAUUAUCUGUCCAAAAUUUAGAGGUUCAAGUACUCAAACUCGGGCGUAACGUCAACAGCACUAACAUCCUGCAACUCAACACAAACAGUUCAUCUGUGCAGAUUGAUCUCACUGGACUUUCAACAUCUAAAGAUGAAUCCACUGCAGUGGCCUUCAUGAGCUACACCAACAUGUCGGACAUCCUUAAACAGAGCUUUUUCAACACACUGACCAGAGAAUCUACAACCACAGUGAUGUCAAAUGUGGUGUCAGCAAUAUUUCAACAAACCACCAACACAUACCUCACCAAGCCAGUCAACUUCACCCUCAAACACAUCAUGGUUACUUUGAAAAAUCUCUACGAAAAAUCAAUAAUAAGCAUUUAAAUUUAAAUAUAAACACUUUAAACUGUUGUUUUUAACAAUAUCUUUUUUUUCUUAUUUGGUUAGCCUUUAAACCCCCAGGCCAUCCUUUCUUGUAUGAACUGGAAGACAAACACAUGGAAUACGUGUUCGAUCAUACAGACGAACAACACUCACACCGUGUGCUCGUGUCAAAGUAUGACGACUUUAGCUGUUAUCAGUCAGACUGACCCAUGCAAGUUUAAUUUGACAGUACAGUGUGCAAAGCAGUUCCUGGAGCAAAUUCAGUAUAACAUUCCUCAAGACUUAUCACAGGAGAAUGUACAAAAAUAUUUGACCAUAAUAAUGAAUCUUACUUCUAAUGAGAUGAAAACCUACGAUUCCUACGGGAAUAUUUUAAUGGACGUUACUGAGAAAUUGGCGUCAGCCCUGGUGCAGAAAAACAAAACCAUCAGCAUCUCUCUCCACACUUUCGAGCUUCAGGUUAUCACAGUUGAACCGCAAGACUUCUCGACAAACCUCCGUCUCAUCACAAGUCAUGCCUCUAUGGAUAUCAAUCUAACUGCAAAUUUUAAUGAAAACAAAGGACGAGUUGCUGUGGCCUUCAUGAGCUACACUGACAUGGCAGACAUAUUAAAACCUACCUUCAUCAAAACAUUUACAGACACAAAGAAAACCAUUAUAUCCAUGGUGGUGUCAGCAACACUUCCCAAUGCCACCAACACCAACAUAACUGAACCUGUCAGCUUCACCCUGAAGCACAUCAAAGAGGUAGCACCCUACCAUAUUCUCUCCUGUGUGUACUGGGAGAAACACAGAUGGGUUUCAAAAGACUGUAACAUCACAAAGACCAAUAGCAGUCACACUGUGUGCUCAUGUAAUCGCUUAGGGACCUUUGCUCUCAUCGUGCAGUCUGAUCCAUGCAAGGAUUAUUUGUCAAGAUCAUGCACACUGGGCUUCCUGUAUCAAAUUCCUUUUGAAAUUCAUCCAGAUUUACCACAAGAGAUGGUGAAAAAUUAUUUGUACGUCAUAAUGAAUCUCACGACUCGUAUGAUAGGCAAAGUUUUUGAUCAAAAUCUUCUCGCAUCCUAUGGAGAUGCUGUAUUGAAUGUAACUGAGCAACUGGUGUCUACACUGGUGAGAAAAAGGAAUCCUUCCAUCAACAUCAGCUUGUCUGUACAAGAUUUAGACGUUACCAUAGUGGUUGCACCUAAUAUUUCCUCAAGUAAAAUUCUUCAACUCUGUACACAAUAUGCUUCUGUGGAUAUCAAUUUUGCUGAAAUUUCAACAAACAACAAUGGAUCAGCUGCUGUGUCCCUCAUGAGUUACACCAAUUGGGAAAAAACCCUGAAACCUACUUUCUUUAAGAGAAUUACAAGAACAAAUAAGACCAUGAUGUCCACUGUGGUGUCUGCUUCUCUUCCCAAAACUGCCAACACAACCCUCACCAACCCUCUAAAAAUCACCUUCAAACAUUUUUACGAGUUCAAGCCUAAAGACAUUCUCUCCUGUGUGUAUUGGAAGACAGACACAUGGCUUAAUGCUGGUUGUAGCAUCAUAAAGUUUAACAUCACUCACACAGAGUGCUCAUGUGAUCACAUAGCUACGUUUGCUCUCAUCCUGCAGACUGACCCAUGCAGUAGUGACCAUGUCAUAAACACGCUGAUUGCUGUGGCUAUAAUAGUGGGACUCGUAUUCCUGAGCUUGUCUAUAGUGACAUUAUCCCUUUAUUCACGGAACCCAGUGACCAACGCAGCCCUGAUAAACCUAUGCAUAAACCUUCUGCUGUUUCACUUUCUCAGCCUGAUCAAGACUCUUUUCCUGGCCAACAUUCAAUCCCUGCAACUGCGUGCAGUGCUGGCUGGAUUCCAGUGGUAUUUUUUAAUGUCUGUGUUUGUGUGGAUGUUCAUUGAAGCUGUGCUGCUCUACAACUUUAUGAAGAACCUUUCUAAUAUCACGUCAAUCUCAGAGCAAGUGUUUAGCUGGAAAUGGUUAAUUGUGAUUGGAUAUCUUACUCCACUGGGUGUACUGGGCAUGUCUGCUGUUCGCUUUCCUGACGAUUACAUCGAUGAAGAAUGCUGGUUUGUGGAGGAUGAAAAUCUGAUAUUUAUUUUUGCAGGUCCUGUUGUUUUCACUUUUACAUUAAAUCUGGUCCCCUGCCUCAUUACUGUUAUCAUCAUGAUCGUCACUCUUAAGAAGUUGAAGAAUGAAAUCUUGCACACGAGUUCCUCUGCUGAGAAGAACCUGAUCAUAUGCCUGAUGCUCAGGAGCCUGACUCAGUUUAUCAUUCUUGUUUGCUACUUGAUAUUCCUGUACAUUCCCAGCAAGAACGGAGCUUUAUAUCACGCCUUCCAGUUCCUUAACUCCCAGCAGGGUACCUUCAUCUUCCUCAUCCACUGUCUCUUCAACCAAGAGGUCAGGCAGAAGUGCAGGAAUGUUAUGUGUGUUUUGUGCUUCUCCAACAAUCCAGUAGGAACCUCUAGGAGUGUCAGGGGACAAGCAGAAGAUUAACAGGACAACUAAUAAGGGCUGAGUAAUAGUGACUCCAUUUAUUUUUUAUUUUUGAAGGAUUCUAUGAGAAUUUUUUUCAGUUGUUUUUGAUUUUAUUUUUACAUAACGCAAGAUUUCAAUGUUUAGAAUGAAUGGUGAAAAAUGUACAGUAGAUAAUAGAAAAACAGUAGCAAGUGUAAUAUAUAGGUCUAGUAAACAAAGGCCCUUUAAAUAAAAAAAAAAUAGAAUCAUUGAGUCACUGUAAAAUA